This is a messenger RNA of Leguminivora glycinivorella, 2450 nucleotides long. RefSeq lists its product as uncharacterized. The record is from RefSeq and is a predicted model, not a curated record. NCBI's taxonomy places the organism in Eukaryota, Metazoa, Arthropoda, Insecta, Lepidoptera, Tortricidae. The transcript is spliced from 3 exons. Bases 108 to 1280 code for a protein of 390 amino acids.
UACCCGCUCCCAACUAUCUACCCGUACUUCAUUCGCUUUUUAGUGCCCCGCCGUUUCACAUCGCGCUCCCGUGUUAAAGUGAUAAAUCAGUGAUUAAAGUUGUUACAAUGCCUAAACGGAAACGUGAAAAGGAUAAGGAUAGUUACGACUAUCUUUUAAAGAAAAUAAAACGACUCGAGAAGAAAUUACGAGCACCUGAUCGGGACAAACAUCGUGACUCAUCGAUCUCGCAGGAUGAAUCAGACACGGACCUUUUAGACGCAUGGGCGAUUCCUGAGGAUGAUGCCAAUGGUGCGUUACCGGAACCGAACCAAACAGAUGGUUCGUUAUCCGAUGAAGUUUCUCAGCCUGUGCUCAUCACAUCGAAGCCUGCCGUCACCGUGCCUACAGCACAGCCACAGCCGGCUCCUGGCGCGACAGCUAAUCCUGCUGCUCCGGCUGCUCCUGCCAGCCCACCUUUGGAGUCUCAAGCCUCCCCCGCCAUCGAGAAUACUGAACAACAGAUACCUGAACCAGAAGAAACAUUAGAUGCUGAUUUGAUGGAAAUACUGGGUACUGAUCCCAAUUCGGUUAAGCAAUACGGAAAAGAUAUACAAAAAGACUUGUCAAUUAGAUUAGAACAUUGCGCAACAAACGGAUUGACGAAAGAGUUGCGCAAAGAAUUCAAGGAGAGAUAUUUGACACCUGAUAACUGCAAAUUAAUAGAUCCUCCUGAAAUGAACGCUGAAGUCAAGGCCGCGGUAUCGGAUGUUGUAAUUAAACGCGACAAAGCUAUUGAGAAUAAACAAAAGCAACUUACCUCUGCUAUUAGUUGCCUUAGCGAGGCUAUAACGAUCCUUAUGCAAAACAAAGAGAAAAAUACACCUUUGUUGAAACUUCUCAUUGAUUCAACUAGAAUCUUAUGCGAUUGUCAACAUGCUGACACUAUUACAAGGCGAAAUUUCUUAUUAAAUGCCAUGAAGAAAGAAAUGAAGGAUCAGCUUCAAAAUACAAAAAUCGACAAGUUUUUAUUUAGUGAAAACUUGGCAGACACUUUAAAAUCGGCUAAAGCCAUUACCAAAUCUGGAGCAGACCUAAAAAUUCCGGCACCUAAACCUCAGGCUAAAAAGCCUAAUCCCAGUACAAAUAAAAAUUUAAACUGGAAGCCGGGUCCAGCGCGCAGGCAGCCAGGACCGUCACGAGCGAAGGAGCCUGCGACCUCGACGAGUCAUCGGCCCAGGCACACCUCGAGGCCAUCGCAGCAUCAGCAGCACUACAGGACGAGCUACAGACAUCGUUAGCCACGGUAAUACCAGGAGCCGACGGCAGGUGCGCUCACAGACUACCCUGGUGGCCGGAAUAUUAUCCGCGAAGCGAUGAUAAGAAGAGGUGUCCCACCAUCUUCCACACACAUACUGUUGGAUUCAUUAUCUAAUAACUCAUACAAACAGUAUGAAGGGUGUUAUAAAAAGUGGUUCAUUUAUUGUAUAGAAAAUAAAUUGAACAUUUAUGAUGUAUCAAUUCCAGAAAUCAUAAGAUUUUUAACAAUAAUGUUUAAUAAAGGUGCCCAAUACGGAACAUUGAAUUCUUGUAGAUCCGCGCUUUCGUUGAUUGCUAAUGAAAAACUUUCCGAUAAUGAUGACUUGAAAAGAUUUUUUAAAGGAGUGUUUCGUUCUAGACCUCCACUUCCUAAAUACACCGAAACCUGGGAUCCGUCAGUCGUUUUAGAUUAUUUGGGAAAAUGGUAUCCCAAUGAAGAUUUAUCUCUCGAACAGAUAUCUAAAAAAUUAAUAACACUUUUGGCUCUCGUAACAUCACAUAGAGCACAAACACUAGCUAAUAUUAAAAUAUGUAACAUCGAAAAUUGCUCCGAUAAAAUUAAAAUUAAAAUCCCAGACCUCAUUAAGACGUCGCGAAUUGGUUCUACACAACCAGUACUGAUCUUGCCCUUUUUUAAUGAGAAACCAGAGAUUUGCCCGGCAAGAACAAUCAACUCUUAUUUACAAAAGACUAAAAAUAUUAGAAAUCAGGCGGAAUGUCUUUUUAUCAGUUUUAAAAAACCUCAUAAGCAAGUCGGCACGCAAACAUUAAGUAGAUGGAUUAAAAAUGUUUUAACCUUAAGCGGAAUUGAUACGUCAUCGUUCACUGCGCAUAGCACUCGGCAUGCUGCCUCUUCUGCUGCGCACAGGUCCGGGGUCAGUUUAGACUUAAUACGCAAAACUGCGGGCUGGAGUUCUACCUCAGAAACAUUUGCUAGAUUUUAUAAUCGCCCUGUUAUUGAUCCGAAUCAUGAUGAUUGCUUUGGCUUAACAAUCAUGAGAAGUUAAGUAUUCACCUAAGUAUAACUAUUAACAUGUUUAAUCAAUAAUUAGAAUACAUGUUGAGUAAAAAAUUUACAUAUUUAUAUGUACCUACCUAUCAAUGUGUAAAACGUACAUAUAAAGUAAAUCAAUAAAAGAUGAUUUAAAGUA